CCGCGCCGCCUUCCGGUGCGGCCUGUGGGCGGCGGGGUGAGCGGGGACGGGCCCCGGCAGGCGAUGAGCCCCGGGAUCCGUGCGGCGAGGGGAGGGGCGGGCCUGGGCGGCCGUGGGGUGGCUUCAAGCGGUGUCGCUCUGCGCAGGCAUUCCGGCCGCCCCGCCUGGAGCAGCGCGAUGGCGUCGGUGACGAUGGCCACCUCGGAGUGGAUCCAGUUCUUCAAGGAAGCCGGGAUCCCCCCGGGCCCCGCGGUCAACUACGCCGUCACGUUCGUGGAUAACAGGAUCCAGAAGAAUAUGCUGAUGGACCUCAAUAAGGAGAUCAUGAAUGAGCUGGGUAUCACGAUAGUUGGUGAUAUUAUUGCCAUUCUGAAGCAUGCUAAAGUGGUAUAUCGACAGGAAAUGUGCAAAGCUGCAACUGAGUCAGUGGCCUCCAGCCAAACUGCUUUGCAAUCUGAACUCCGCAGGAAUGCUAAUACUGUUGUGAUCUCACCAAUUUCUGCAGCUGCCACCAGGAUGAUUGCCAACAGUUUGAGCCGAGACUCUCCACCUUCUACUCCUGUUCGGAGGCCUGAUACCAGUGCCUCCAAAAUCUCCAUCACCGUAUCUAACAAAAUGGCAGGAAAAAGUACCAAAGCAGCUAUUUGUGCUCCUCGGGCUGAGAAUCCCACCAUCCCAGUAAAGCGCCGCCGCGUCACAGCAGAGAUGGAAGGGAAGUACAUUGUCCACAUGCCCAAAGGAACUACUCCCAGGACUAAGAAGAUCCUGGAGCAGCAGCAGGCAGCAAAAGGUUUGCAAAGAACUUCUGUGUUUGACCGGCUUGGUGCAGAGACUGGUGGAGAGACAGCCAUAGGAAACAAGCCCACAGGAGUGUUCAGCCGGCUGGGGGACAUGCAGGAAGACAAAGCGGCUGACAGCGAUGAUGACAGUUCUGUGCUGCAGUAUGCAGGAGUGCUGAAAAGACCCUCUCAGCCCAAGGAGAUCUGCAAAGUUGGCGUCGCCAUCAAGGCCAAAGCUACCAGCUCUGAGGCCAGGCAGGUGGCGGCUGAUGCCGUCAGCACUGUAAUCCAGCGACGGGGGAGCAAGAGUGCGGCUGGAUCUGCUGCUCCUGCCAAGGAAGAGAUGCAGGGCUUGUCUCCUGCCCCUGGCAGUGUGGCCAAAAGACUGGGCAAGCGCUCACUGAAAGUCCUUGAGGCCCAGGACAGCAGCGUUACUAGUUCCAGGAGCAGGCCGGACUCUUCCUUCCGAGUCACCAUAAAGAGAACUUUAGGGAGCUCCAAGGUAAGCAGCUCCAGCCCUGCAGAGCCUCCCAGCGCUCAGAUGGACCACACAGGCACCGUCAGUGUCUUUAAGAGGCUGGGCAGGAAGACUGUGUGAGCCUGGCUUGGGACCCCGCUUGAAAGGAGCUUCCAGACAAGGAGAGCAAGCGAGUGUGUGUGUGUGCAUCUCUCCCAUCAGCUCCCUUUGUGACGUGAGCGGGUGGCCGCAUUCUGGAGCCAAUGCGGGUCUGCUUCUGUGAAGCUCUUGGUUGGUUCUCCCAGCACUGCAUCCAGAGUUGCUUAGGGCCACGCAUGGUUGAGGCGCACAAAAACCCAGUCCUGGCAGGGUGUGAGCGCUUAGAAGGCCUUGAAGAGAAAGCAAGGAGUUCUGGCCAGCCCUCUGAACACACCUUUUGUUUUUCUCUGCAGGUGUUUGCUUUUUCCUAGGAAGUAGUGUCCAUAAGAGACAGGCGGUCCCUUCCUUCUUUUCCCUUCUCUGUCCUGAACUUUCACCUGCCGAUCCUGGAACACCCGAAUUCCAGGAAGGGCAACUGACUGGGUGCCAGACAUCUCUUUUAGUGGAUGCUGGAGCUGUGGAAUUGUCAAGGCGGGUUUGGCAGUGUUCUGGGUUUCUUUCCUUUCCUUUUCCAUUUUUAAGAGUUUCUGGUUGAGAAACGCCCUUACUUGUCUUACAUGUUAGGAUUCCUGAUGGAUCUAGCUCCGUUUCUUUUGCUGAACUCCUGAAUUAAGCUGUUCUUGGAUUGGGGGUGCGUGUGUGCAAAUGGCUGCACCCCCAUUCCCUCUUAGACCCUUUUUAAGCAGACAAAAGCAAACCCAUUUUUUUAAAGCACACGUACAUAUCCGAUGUCUUGAGGCUCUUCCCUCACCUGCCAUGUUGAAGGUGGCUGGCAUCUCUGGAUCAAUCAGAUAUUUCUCCACCCCUCCCCCCUCAGUCUUGGGAGUGGGGGGAAUCCUAGAUUCCCUAGGCACACACCCUCCCCCAGUUUAGACCCUAACCCUUCACCCCCCAGCUGGCAGGAUUUGAGGUAGGGCAGCACAGCUUUGGCCUUGGCCUUAGGAAAUGGCUGGGCAUCGCAAGUUUAAGGAGAGGUAAAUCUGCCAGGAAAGGGCGCCUGGCACUGAUGGGCUCCUACUGUUUACCACCAGAAAAAGCCCCAGUUCUGGCUUUUACAGAAGACCUGUGAAGCCAUCUGCCCCCAACCCCACCUUGGCAAGAUCUCCCGGGGGUGGUGGAGACCUGGGGCCCGCACGGUCUUCCGCCUCCUACUUGAUAGGGGAGUUCUGGCUCCCCCCCCCCCGCACGUCCCCCAGAGCCACCGUGGCGGAAGGGAGGUGUUAAGAGGGAGUACCUCCCUGUCCCCAGGGCUGCCGGUUCAGACUGCCAACAUACAUGGGGCUGCACGAGGGCUUAGCCGGAGGCGCCUAUCGGGGCUUCGUUGCUGGAAAGCGGGUUUAACAAUUGGAGUCGCUCUAGAUCGGGAUGAUGAGAGCUUCAAGCUGUAACGCGACCGCGCAGCCCUCGAGUCGGACCGGCGGACGAUCGCUCACAAUAAAACGGUGUUUCCCCAUG
Messenger RNA from Ahaetulla prasina, 2850 nucleotides. RefSeq names its product chromosome 10 C19orf47 homolog (gene C10H19orf47). The transcript is spliced from 8 exons. Gene Ontology annotation, cellular component: nucleus. Lineage: Eukaryota; Metazoa; Chordata; Lepidosauria; Squamata; Colubridae. The record is from RefSeq and is a predicted model, not a curated record. Bases 64 to 1377 code for a protein of 437 amino acids.